Messenger RNA from Rhineura floridana, 936 nucleotides. RefSeq names its product olfactory receptor 14A16-like. Gene Ontology annotation, biological process: G protein-coupled receptor signaling pathway. Gene Ontology annotation, molecular function: G protein-coupled receptor activity; olfactory receptor activity. Bases 1 to 936 code for a protein of 311 amino acids. Lineage: Eukaryota; Metazoa; Chordata; Lepidosauria; Squamata; Rhineuridae. The transcript is spliced from 2 exons. The record is from RefSeq and is a predicted model, not a curated record. Gene Ontology annotation, cellular component: membrane.
AUGGACAAUCAAUCUAUGGUAACAGAGAUCCUCCUGAUGGGAUUUUCCAAUGACCAUGAUGACCAGAUUUUGUAUUUUGUGAUGUUUCUCUGCUUUUAUUUAAUAGCCUUGGUGGGGAAUUUUCUCAUCAUCACUGCUGUAGCCAUGAACCACCAACUCCACACCCCAAUGUACUUCUUUUUGGUCAACCUGUCACUGACAGACAUUGGCUACAUCACAACUACUAUCCCCAAAUCCAUGGUUGCUUCUUUGACAGACAACAGAUUGAUUUCUUUUGCCGGCUGUGUUGCCCAGGUUUUCUUAAUGAUGAGCUUUGCAGGUUCUGACCUUGCCUUGCUCACCGUCAUGGCUUAUGACCGCUAUGUUGCAAUCUGCCAUCCUCUACAGUACAGGCUAAUCAUGAACUGGGAUGCCUGCACCCAAAUGGCAGCUGCUUCCUGGAUAAGUACCCUGAUCCAUGCAUCGAUACAGACCAGUGUCACUUUCAGGCUGGAUUUCUGUGGGUCCAAUAUUAUUGGGCAGUAUUUCUGUGACAUCCCUCAGUUGAUGAAGAUUUCUUGUACUGAUACAAAAGUUAAUCAAAUUUUGAUUUUUGUCUUUGCAAUAACAAUGGAUUCAUUUUGUGGUGGGUUCAUCUUUGUUUCCUAUGGGUACAUCUUCUCUGCUGUGCUGAGAAUCCCAUCUGUUCAAGGCAAAUAUAAAGCUUUUUCUACCUGCACUCCCCACUUGAUUGUCUUUUUUUUAUUCAUCACCACGGAUGCAUUUACAUACAUGAGGCCUAAAACACUUUCCUCCCCCACUGCAGACCUGAUUUCUACUGUACUGUACACAGUUUUGCCACCAGUUAUUAAUCCCAUUAUUUAUAGCUUCAGGAACAAAGACAUCCAAGAGGCAGUGUGGAAAAUACUAAAAAAAAUUAAGUAUCUCCUAAGAUAA